AAUAAUUUAUGCCACCGACGAGAACGUUGCGGAAUGACCUACAUUUGAGAAAAUAUACGUUUUAACGUCAAAAUAUGCCUGCAAUUGAAGUGACAACACCAACACAGGUGGAAGAGCCGAAAAAUGACGAGGAAAACUACAAAACUCCGGUGAUCGGUAUCAUCUACCCCCCUCCAGAAGUUAGAAAUAUUGUUGACAAAACUGCAAGUUUUGUUGCCAGAAAUGGACCAGAGUUUGAGUCUCGUAUUCGACAGAAUGAGCAGAAUAAUGCCAAGUUCAACUUCCUGAACCCUGCUGACCCUUACCAUGCCUACUACCAACACAAAGUCAAGGAAUUCAGAGAGGGGAAAGGUCAAGAGCCCCAGGUGCCUAAAGGACAAGCACUGGGUCUGAGCAAGCCUCUGGAGGUUGCCAAGAUCAUUCAAGAGCCAGUCAUACCCACUGAGCCACCACCUGAAUUUGAGUUCAUAGCUGACCCUCCCAGUAUCUCUGCUUUUGAUCUGGAUGUAGUUCGGCUGACAGCACAGUUUGUAGCAAGGAAUGGUCGUCAGUUCCUCACCAAUCUGAUGAACAGAGAACAGCGCAACUACCAGUUUGACUUUCUUAGACCACAGCACAGUCUCUUCAACUAUUUCACCAAACUUGUUGAACAGUACACAAAGGUGUUGAUUCCACCCAAGGACUUACUUGGAAAAUUGAACAAGGAAACCGCAGAAUAUCAGAAUGUUCUAGACCAAGUAAAGUAUCGUGUAGACUGGGCCAAGUACCAGGAGAUGCAGAGAAGAAAGGAGGAAGAAGCAGCUGAAAGGGAAAGAGUGGCAUACACUCAGAUAGACUGGCAUGAUUUUGUUGUUGUAGAGACAGUAGAUUUCCAGCCAAAUGAGCAAGGUAAUUUGCCACCACCCACCACACCAGAUGAAGUCGGUGCACGUGUACUGGCCCAAGAAAGACACGGAAAGAGAGGGGCUGAGGAUGAGAUGGAUGUGGAGUCCGGAGAGUCAGAGUCUGAGGAUGAGGAUUCUGAUGAGGAAGAAGAAGAGGAGGAGGUACAGAGGAUGACAAACAUACAACCCUUGCAAACACAGGCAAUGGAGGAUUCGGAGGAGUCCUCUGACGAGGAUGAGGAAGAUCAGGACAAGGACAGGCAGGAAAUCAGACCACAGCAGAGGAUGCCGCCAGUCCCUGCUCCCCCACCUCCGCCACCACCCAGUGAGAUACCACAGCCACCACUACCACCUACACCAGAUCAGGUGGUUAUCAGGAAAGGAUAUGAUCCCAAAGCUCGAACUAUCCAGCAAGAGCCGCCUAGUGAGCAGUACCUGGUAUCGCCCAUCACUGGAGAGAAGAUCCCUGUAGACAAAGUACAGCAGCACAUGAAGAUUGGAUUGUUGGAUCCAAAAUGGAUCGAUGAGCGUAAUAGGCAGAUCCAGGAGCGAACAGAUCAGGAGGAAGUGUUCGCUGCUGGUUCCUCGAUCGAGAGCAGUUUGAAACACUUAGCCGAGAGACGUACUGAUAUCUUCGGAGCAGGAACUGAAGAAGCUGGCAUCGGUAAAAAGCUUGGAGAAGAAGAAGAUGAAGGAAAGAAGGACAAAAAAGUGGUGUGGGACGGACAUACGGCAUCUAUGGAGAAAGUUGCCCAGAAAGCUCGAGAAAAUUUCUCUAUUGAUGAACAGAUUGCAAACAUUCACAAAGUUAAGGGUCUUGUACCUGAUGCUGAGAAAGAGAAGAUUGGUCCAUCUAGGACAAUGGGGGCAGCUAUUCCACCUCCACCACCGCCAAGCAAGCCAGCGCCACCCAAGCCAGCUCCACCAAAGCAGCCACCACCCCCGCCUGCAUCAUCAGUCCCAGGUCCACCUGUGAGCACUGCGCCACAGGCCCUGAAGAGACCAAUGGUGGCUAUACAGCCACCACCACCUGUGCCACAACAGGUGAUGAUGAUGCCACCAAGGCCACCGCCCAUGCAGGUCAUAGGAAUGCCCCCAGGUCCACCCGGUAUGAUGGUUGCCCAGCCAAUGAGGCCACCAGGUUUCCCAGCACCUCCACCCAUGGUUCGCCCCCCAGCUGCUCAGCCAGUGACCACACAGGAGGAUGAACCACCUAGCAAGAAACAGAAAACUGAAGAACAGCUGGUACCAGAGGAGGAAUGGCUUAAACAACAUAAGGGCAGCGUAAAGUUCCGUGUUGUUGCACCCAACAUGCCAGACAAACCCGAGUUCAAUCUCAAAGGACAGACUCUCAACUUCUCUUUGCCAUAUACUGAUAAUGUGUCUGUAUUGAAGGCAAAGAUCAAUGAAUCUUUAGGAUUGCCAGGUGGUAAACAGAAGUUACAGUAUGAUGGACUGUUUAUCAAGGACUCUAACACACUGGCAUUCUACAAUUUCGUCAAUGGAGGAACAGUCCAGCUGCAAUUGAAGGAGAGAGGAGGAAGAAAGAAAUAAUUGCAUCAUCUGGUGGAUAGAGAGAAGAAUGAAUAAAUUUAUCUGAUAAUUUACUAUUAUGACGUUCAGUAAAACUUUUUGAGAGGAAAAAGUGGAAUUAAUUUUGGCAUGCAAACUUAAAGAAAGAAUAAAAACAGAUUAGCUAGUGUUACUUACAUGGUGUGAAUUAUUUUUAUACAUGUAUUUAAAGGUUUCUCUAAUUGCAGUAGGCUUUAAAAGCGAACAGCAUGGAUCCUGACCAGACUGCGCGGAUGCGCAGGCUGGUCUGGAUCCAUGCUGGUCCCAAACCCACUAGGUUGGUUUUCCCGUGGCACGGCUCAUAUAUUUUCCUCAAACAAAUUGUUUGCCAAAUAUGUACGUUUCUUCGUGCAUGGCUUCAGGAAUCAGAACAACAAAAAUUUAGGAGGAUCUACCUAAUGAUUUGAAGAAGUUGCUAAUAUAUGACAAUGUUUUAUACAUGCUAGGCUGAAGUUUUACUUUGAAUUUCUAAAAUCUUGUAUAUAUUUUUUGUCAAAUCGUAUAUAACAAUUUUUUAUGUUACAUGCUUUUGCCUAUGAAUAUUUAAAAAAUAGUCUUUGGUGAAAAAGUAGUCCUUAGGGAGAAAGAAAUCUUGGGUGAAAAAGUAGUCCUUGUUGAAAAAAGUCUUUGGUGAAAAAGAUUGGGUGUUCCUCAGCAAGAUGUAAGUGUGCAAGGAAUAGGAUUUUUGCUUUAAAAUUUCUACUUUUAUCAAAUACUAAGCUGAAAUUUUCACUUUUUGUGUUUGAAUCAGCCUUUAUUGUCUGAUUUUGGCGUAUGUGAUGAAAUGUGAAUACAGAUAUAGUUCUAAAUGUCGUAAUCAUCAUUCCUCAAGCAGCUUGUGUUAGUACUUGGUCUUGCUUGUGCUACAUGUUUUCAGUCAGAAGUUGUUUUCUAUGAGACGAGACACUGCAACCAGAUAGAAUUUAUGUAAUAGAGCCAUGAUACGUAUCAUUGGUAACAUUGCCUUAAAUCUAAAAACAGUUUUUACAAUACAUUAGACAUUUUCCUGCCAGUUUGAAACAUUAUUCCAAGUACAUUUCAAAAGUUUGUACCAAAGGUCACAAUUACAAACUUAACAUUUUAAUAAAUUUUGUAGUGUUAUCUUUACUAGAAAAAUGACGAGUCACUUUAAUAGCCAUGAAAAUUUGACUGGAUUUGUGAAGUUUGUGUUCGUUUUUGUGAAAACCUGUUGAGUUUGGUAUGUAAAUGGAACAGUGUGAUGAUGCCUUAUGAAAUUUUUACUCACUUGAAUUUCAUUCGAACAUUUAUUAUUUACUGCACUAUAAAUAAUGCCCUCCUUUACAGUCACUAUGGCUGCCAUUGAGGGACAGAUAAUAGCCCACAGGUCGAAGUAACCAGUGCGCCAGAUAAACAGAACUUUCACCCUUUCUUAAGUUUGUUACAUAGCAACAUCAGUACGGUAUAAAAUUUAGUUUCAUUAUGUAAUAAAAAGGUUAAUAAACGUUUUGUUUGUACCUUUGGGCUGUAAUGGCACACAUAGUUUCGUAAUGGCACUACAGGUUGUGCAGCCAUUAUGACCAGAAGGUAUGCUGCAGAUACUUAUUACGGUCUUCAGUCAUUUGUACAUUUAACAUCUGUAUGCAAGUUAAUGAUUUUAGAUAUUCAUGUUUAAAAACAUUUUUGUUUGUAAACAUGGAGUUUUAUAGUGAUUAUUGUUUCAAUAUUAGUUUACCAUCAAAUGAAAACUGUAAAAAUUAUCAUUCAGAACAAAAUCUGAAAAAAAAUUUGGAAAAUUAGAUGUCCUGUUUCUUCUAUGUCAUAUUUUGAACUAAAUUGGAUGAAAUGAAAUAAAAGCCUUUCAUAUA
Mercenaria mercenaria is the source of this 4282-nucleotide messenger RNA. RefSeq names its product splicing factor 3A subunit 1-like. Bases 75 to 2438 code for a protein of 787 amino acids. The record is from RefSeq and is a predicted model, not a curated record. Gene Ontology annotation, molecular function: protein binding; RNA binding. The transcript is spliced from 17 exons. NCBI's taxonomy places the organism in Eukaryota, Metazoa, Mollusca, Bivalvia, Venerida, Veneridae. Gene Ontology annotation, biological process: regulation of alternative mRNA splicing, via spliceosome; mRNA cis splicing, via spliceosome. Gene Ontology annotation, cellular component: catalytic step 2 spliceosome; U2-type prespliceosome; U2 snRNP.